GUUCAGAGCUGGAGGCAGGCGAACACCUGGCAUUUUGCACGAUAGACGGCCACAACCCGCUGCAACAAGUCAGUGGUAGUCGCUGAGCAAGCGCAAAAGCUCGAAGCGUGCGCGCAGCCAUGUAUUCAAGAGCCUCAGCGCGUGCCCAGGCCUUGGCGACGUCGAAAGUGGCACCGCGUUGCAAGUCCACGCGCGCUGCGCCAUUGAGGACGUCCGGGGGACGCGCCGUACCGCGGGCGGCGGCAUUGCAGAAGGCGUCGGCGAGCACCGCGUUGCAGCGCGCGGCACCGACGGCGGCGCCGAUGAAAGCGCCGACGAAAGCUGCCACGCGCAGCAAGUCCAUGGCCGCGGCCAGCGUGGCGCCCGCGUCGACGUGGCUGACGACGCGCGCCUUGCCGAACGACCUGGGCGAGAUCCACAUAGUCUCGUCGGGGCUCCUCGAGUCCGACACGCCCGGGAACGGCGGCCUCCGAGUAUGGAAUUACGCCGACAAGGCCGCGGCGACGAAGGAGGCCGAGGGCCUCGCCGUGGCCAUGUCGGCGAAGCACAAGACCUACAACACGGGCUUCGCCGGCGCGAAGGUCGUCUGCGCGGCGGACAAGCCCGUCGCCGACUGGACCGCGGUCGCCGUCUGCGUGGAAAUCAACAUUUCACUGCGCGUUCGUGCUGAAUCGUUGCGUCGUCCUCCACGCCAUCGACGCGACGCCUGCUCGAUGGCGUGGCGAUGCCGGUUCCUCGCCGCUCGACCGAGCCAGGACAGCCGCGUCGUCGCCGAGGAAUGACUGAGUGAAGAAUUAUCGGGUGCACCCGACGCACUGGUUGAUUUCCACACAGGCCGACCGCGAGACCCUCCUCGAUGCGACGGCGUCCCUGCUCGAGGAGCUCGACGGCGCCAUGUACACGGGCUGCGACAUGAACACGACGCCGGCCAUGAUGCAGUCGCUGCACGACCGGUGCGGGGGCCGCUACGUCCUGGCGGCGCUCGCGAACGAGACGUGCUGCCCGAACACGGCGACGGCCGCGGGCGUCCUGGGCGCGGUGACGGCGUGCGUCGACGGCGACGUGCGGGGCAAGACUUUUGUGGUUCACGGCUGCGGCGGCGUGGGCGGCGCCGUCGCUGCGGGUCUUGUGGAGCUCGGCGCGGCCUCGGUCAAGACGGUGGACCUCGACCUGAAACGGGCCGCGAUCCCGGGCUGCGAGGUCCUGGACCCCGAGGCCAAGUGGUGGGCCGUCGACUGCGACGCGCUCGUGCCCUGCUCGGCGUCCGGCGUCCUGACGGCGGAACGGGCGUCCGAGCUCAUUUGCCGGUCCGUCGUCGGCGCGUCGAACCUGCCCUUCGCGUCCGUCGAGGCGCGCCGCGUCGCGGAGGCGCGGUGCGUCGUCGCGCCCGAGGGCGUCACGUCCGCCGGCGCCGUGAUCGUGGACUCGAUCGAGCACUACGCCCCGCUCAACUUCCGCGAGGCGCCGCCGUCCAAGGUGUACGACUUCACGUUCGAGGCGGUGCGAGCGAAGACGGACGAGCUGCUGGCGGCGGCGGCGGCGGACGGCGUGUCGCCCACGGUGGCCAUCCCGCUCGUCGAGGAGGCCGACCCGCGGCGCAUCGGCGAGCGCUACUCGUCGUGGCUGGCCACGGACGCGCGGGACCGGGUCGGCGGUUUUUUGCAGGAGCACGUGGCGGCCGCGCGCCCGGCGGCCCCGGCGCCGACCGGCGCGCGGCGGCCGCCGCAGAAGAUGGCCGGCCGGCGGUCGUUCUCGACGACGAGCGCGCGGACGUGCGACACGCUCGUCGUCGGCGGCGGCGUCAUGGGCCUGAACAUCGCCUACCAGCUGAAGCGGCGCGACCCGGAUCAUCAAGUCACGGUCCUCGAGGCCGCGCCGGCGCUCGGCGCCGGCUCGAGCGGCUACUCGACGGGCUUCCAGCGGGCCUACUACUCGUUCGACGAGACCAUGGGCUUCGCCUUAGAUGGGAUCAACGCGCACAAGAACUGGCAGGACUACCUCGCCGACACGAGCGCCGUGGCUAGGUUCGUCGAGACGGGCGCGCUCUGGAUGCUAGGCUACGACGAGGCGCAGAACGCGGCCAUGGUCGAGCGAUUGGCCAAGUUCGGCGUCGGCGCCGACGUCCUGGACGAGGCCGCGAUGGGCGAGCGCUUCCCGCUUAUCAAUUGUGAUCCCAUGCCCAAGUUCGACGCCGAGGGCAACGAGGUCGACCAGGGGCUCGGGGCCUUCUCGGCCGUCUACGAGCACGGCUGCGGGCACAUGGACUCGUCGACGUGCCUCGAGGACCUCCACCGCGCGUGCGUGCGCGACGGCGUGGACUUUCGGUUCAAGACCAAGGUCGCCAAGUUCACGCUCGACGGCGGCCGGUGCACGGGCGCGCAGCUCGCGGACGGCUCCGCCAUCGAGGCGGCGACGACGGUCAACGCCGCGGGGCCCUGGUUCAACGCUCUCAACGAGACCGUGGGCGUGAAGAACUCGACGACGUCGCUGCCGACGCGCAUCCAGGUGGGCCACAAGUACAUCCCCGACGAGUACUGCUCGCUGCCCUUCGUCGCGGACGGCUGGGGCGACUCGGGCAUCUACUUCAUGCCCCGCGCGGGCAACAACCAACUCGUGUUUGGUUCUGUUGCGCACCGGUUCGAGAGCGAGAUCGUGGACCCGGACGACUACAACGACGCCCUCGACCCGGACGUGAAGCGGGACUCGGUGUAGAAAUCAAAUUGUCGCGGCGCGCUCGCGUACCCGACUCACUGAUCGAUUUCCACACAGGCAGGACUACCUUAACUGCCUCUUCCACCGCCUGCCCGGCCUCGAGACGUCCGGCGAGAUCGUCGGCUUCUCGAGCAUGUACACGGUCAACCAGGACGACGUGCAUCCGGUCAUCGGCGAGUCGAACGUCCCGGGCCUCUGGGCCUGCAACGGCUUCUCCGGCCACGGCUUCAAGCUCGCGCCGGCCGUCGGGUCGCUCGUGGCCCAGCAGAUCACGGGACUCAAGACGGACGCGUGGGAGACGUCCGUGGCGCACGACUUCAUGGGGCCCGGCCGCGAGCCCCUGACCCUCAAGGUGAAGACGCACUUCGCGUGAACAACGCGUCGGUGGCGUCGUCCGGCAGCUCGCUCCCCUCCCGCCCCCCCAGCGACGCGCCUC
Pelagomonas calceolata is the source of this 3148-nucleotide messenger RNA. Lineage: Eukaryota; Pelagophyceae; Pelagomonadales; Pelagomonadaceae. The record is from the annotation of a GenBank genome assembly.